Molecule: messenger RNA, 7470 nt
Organism: Apodemus sylvaticus (European woodmouse)
Lineage: Eukaryota; Metazoa; Chordata; Mammalia; Rodentia; Muridae
Gene: Flg2
Product: filaggrin 2
Biological process (GO): establishment of skin barrier
Cellular component (GO): cornified envelope; keratohyalin granule; nucleus
Molecular function (GO): calcium ion binding; transition metal ion binding
Source: RefSeq, a predicted model, not a curated record
AUGACAUAUCUCUUAAGAAGUGUUGUCACCAUCAUUGAUGUAUUCUACAAGUACACCAAGCAAGAUGAAGAAUGUGGCACACUGAGCAAGGAUGAGCUAAAGGAACUGCUGGAGAAGGAAUUCCGGCCAAUUCUGAAGAAUCCAGAUGAUCCAGACACAGUAGAUGUCAUCAUGCAUAUGCUGGAUCGAGAUCAUGACCGAAGACUAGACUUUACUGAGUUUAUUCUGAUGGUGUUCAAACUGGCUCUAGCCUGCAACAAGGUUCUUGGAAAAGAAUACUGUAAAGCUUCAGGGUCAAAGAAGCAUGGGCAUGGCCAUCAACAAAGAGAGGAAGAAAGUGAAACAGAAGAGGAAGAGGAGACACCAAGACAGAAAUCAGGUUUCAGAUAUUCAAGUUGGAGUGAGGGAGAGGAACAUGGACAUAGUUCUGGGGGCUCAUGGGGACCUGCAAAACAUAGACGUGGGUCCAACUCUAGGAGGUUGGAAAGGCAAGAUGAAGUAUCCAGCUCAGAGGAAUCAAGGAAAAAGCACCAUGGGUCUAUCUUUGGUCACUCUUGGAGUAAUAACAAAGAGAAACAUGUUUCCAGAUCUGAAGAACUAAGAGAAAAAAGAGACAAGUCACAUGAUAGCCCCUCUAGAGAAUCUGGGGAAGAGUAUGAGUCUGGAUCUAGGUUAAACCAUCAGGGAAUGAAAAGCCAUAGAGAACUGUCACAUGGAUUGGAAAAGAACAAACAUGAAUCAAAUUAUAAUCAGUUAAAGGGCGGAGAACAAAAGCUUGAGUAUAGUUCUGCAAGUUCAGGAAACAGUCAGAUACAAAGUCAUGUAUAUGGUUUCAGCAAUUCUAGUGGAUGUUGCAGACCACAAAAUGCUUCAAGUUCUUGUCAUGCAAGUAGGUCACGGGGGCAAGGAAAUCAGUCUUGCUGUACCCAGUCAAACUGUCAGUCAGGAACUAGUGGAGGACAAGGAUAUGGAUGUGUCUCAGAAAGUCAGUCCUCUAGAUGUUGUCAACCUAAACCUAGAUCCUGUAGCCAGUCUUCUAGUGAGAGAAGGUAUGGAUCUAAACAAUGUGGUCAAUCACAGAACUGUGGAAGACAGCAGAGAAUGGGUUCAAACCACUCUUCUUGCUGUGGACAAUAUGGGUCUAGAGCAACUUACUCUUCUGGUUGUGGUCAACAGGGAAUGAGUUCCUGUGAACAUUCAUCAAGCUCUCAUCAAAACAGGUGUAAUUCAAAUGAAUUUUCCAAAAGUGGCCAGCGUGAGUCUGGUUCAGGAUACUCAUCCUGCUGUGAAGAACAUGGAACAAACUCAAGUCAGUCCUCUGGCUUUAAACAACAUGGACAUGAAUCAGGUCAGUCUUGCUGUGGCCAACAUGGUACUGCAUCAAGUCAAUCAUGUCAUUUUGGGCAGCAUGGGUCUGGUUCUGGCCAGUCAUCUAGAUCUGGGCAGCAUGGGUCCAGUUCUGGUCCGUCAUAUAGCUCUGGGCAGCAUGGGUCCAGUUCUGGUCAGUCAUCUAGCUCUGGGCAGCAUGGGUCCGGUUCUGGUCAGUCAUCUAGCUCUGGGCAGCAUGGGUCCGGUUCUGGUCAGUCAUCUAGCUCUGGGCAGCAUGGGUCCAGUUCUGGUCAGUCAUCUAGCUCUGGGCAGCAUGGGUCCGGUUCUGGUCAGUCAUCUAGCUCUGGGCAGCAUGGGUCCAGUUUUGGUCAGUCAUCUAGCUCUGGGCAGCAUGGGUCCAGUUCUGGUCAGUCAUCUAGCUCUGGGCAGCAUGGGUCCAGUUCUGGGCAGUAUGGGUCAGGUUCUGGUCAGUCAUCUAGCUAUGGGAAUCAUGGAUCUGUCUCAGGUCAGUCAUCUAGCUCUAGGCAUAACAGGACAGGCUCGGGUCAGUCAUCUGGCUUAGGGCAGUAUGGGUCAGGUUCUGGUCAGUCAUCUAGCUCUGGGCAUCAUGAAUAUGGCUCAGGGCAGUAUGGGUCAGGUUCUGGUCAGUCAUCUAGCUAUGGGAAUCAUGGAUCUGUCUCAGGUCAGUCAUCUAGCUCUAGGCAUAACAGGACAGGCUCGGGUCAGUCAUCUGGCUUAGGGCAGUAUGGGUCAGGCUCAGGUCAGUCAUCUGGCUUAGGGCAGUAUGGGUCAGGCUCUGGUCAGUCAUCUAGCUAUGGGAAUCACGAAUAUGGCUCAGGUCCAUCAUCUAGCUCUUGGCAGCAUGGGACUGGCUCAGGAGAGUCUUAUGGCUAUGGAGAGGAAGAAUCUGGACCUGGUCCAUCAUCUAGCUCUUGGCAGCAUGGGACUGGCUCAGGACAAUCUUACGGCUAUGGAGAGGAAGAAUCUGGACCUGGUCCAUCAUCUAGCUCUUGGCAGCAUGGGACUGGCUCAGGACAGUCUUAUGGCUAUGGAGAGGAAGAAUCUGGACCUGGUCAGUCAUCUAGUUCUGGGCAUCAUGAAUAUGGCUCAGGUCCAUCAACUAGCUCUUGGCAGCAUGGGACUGGCUCAGGAGAGUCUUAUGGCUAUGGAGAGGAAGAAUCUGGACCUGGUCCAUCAUCUAGCUCUUGGCAGCAUGGGACUGGCUCAGGACAAUCUUGCGGCUAUGGAGAGGAAGAAUCUGGACCUGGUCAGUCAUCUAGCUCUGGGCAUCAUGAAUAUGGCUCGGGUCCAUCAUCUAGCUCUUGGCAGCAUGGGACUGGCUCAGGACAGUCUUAUGGCUAUGGAGAGGAAGAAUCUGGACCUGGUCAGUCAUCUAGUUCGUGGCACCACGGGAAUGGAUCAGGUCAGUCUGCUGGCUUUGGGGAUCAUGAGUGGGGGCAGGGUCAAUCUUCUAGAUCUUGGCAGAAUGGACCUAGUUCUGGUCAGUCAUCUGGCUUUGGGGACCAUGAAUCUGGUGAGCGUCGUUCAGGACAUCAACAGAGAGAGUCAGUUCAUGGACAACAUGGAACACCACAAGGGCCUGUUCAGGACAGCAGUAGACAGCCUCAGUCCAGCCAUCAACAACAAUCACAGUCAGGCUCUGGAAGAACUCCACAGAGAUCACCAGUCCAACCUGAGUCAAGUGAGGGUGAGGAACAGUCUGUAGUGUCACAGAGACAUUCUAGAUCUGGACAGCGUCAUUCAGGACAUCAACAGAGAGAGUCAGUUCAUGGACAACAUGGAACACCACAAGGGCCUUUUCAGGACAGCAGUAGACAGCCUCAGUCCAGCCAUCAACAACCCUCACAGUCGGGCUCUGGAAGAACUCCACAGAGAUCACAAGUCCAACCUGAGUCCAGUGAGGGUGAGCAACAUUCAGUAGUUUCACAGAGAUAUUCUAGAUCUGGUCAACGUCAAUCAGGACAUCAACAGAGAGAGUCAGUUCAUGGACAACAUGGAACACAACAAGGGCCUGUUCAGGACAGCAGUAGACAGCCUCAGUCCAGCCAUCAACAGCCCUCACAGUCAGGCUCUGGAAGAAAUCCAAGGAGAUCACCAGUGGAAACUGAGUCCAGUGAGGAUGAGGAACACUCAGUCGUCUCACAGAGACAAUCAGGAUCUGGUCAGAGUCAUGCAGGACGUCAACAGAGAGAGUCAGUUCAUGGGCAACAUGGCACACCACAAGGGCCUGUUCAGGACAGCAGUAGACAGCCUCAGUCCAGCCAUCAACAGCCCUCACAGUCAGGCUCUGGUAGAACUCCAGAGAGAUCACCAGUCCAACCUGAGUCCAGUGAGGGUGAGCAACACUCAGUUGUCUCACAGAGAAAUUCUAGAUCUGGACAGCGUCAUUCAGGACAUCAACAGAGAGAGUCAGUUCAUGGAGAACAUGGAACACCACAAGGGCCUGUUCAGGACAGCAGUAGACAGCCUCAGUCCUGCCAUCAACAACCCUCACAGUCAGGCUCUGGAAGAACUCCACAGAGAUCACAAGUCCAACCUGAGUCCAGUGAGGGUGAGCAACAUUCAGUAGUUUCACAGAGACAUUCUAGAUCUGGUCAACAAUCAGGAUCUCGUCAGAAUCAUGCAGGACGUCAACAAAGAGAGUCAGUUCAUGGGCAACAUGGCAUACCACAAGGGCCUGUUCAGGACAGCAGUAGACAGCCUCAGUCCAACCAUCAACAGCCCUCACAGUCGGGCUCUGGAAGAACUCCACAGAGAUCACAAGUCCAACCUGAGUCCAGUGAGGGUGAGCAACACUCAGUUGUCUCACAGAGACAUUCUAGAUCUGGACAGCGUCAUUCAGGACAUCAACAGAGAGAGUCAGUUCAUGGACAACGUGGAACACCACAAGGCCCUGUUCAGGACAGCAGUAGACAGCCUCAGUCCAUCCAUCAACAACCCUCACAGUCGGGCUCUGGAAGAACUCCACAGAGAUCACAAGUCCAACCUGAAUCCAGUGAGGGUGAGCAACAUUCAGUAGUUUCACAGAGACAUUCUAGAUCUGGUCAGCGUCAUUCAGGACAUCAACAGAGAGAGUCAGUUCAUGGACAACAUGGCACACAACAAGGGCCUGUUCAGGACAGCAGUAGACAGCCUCAGUCCAGCCAUCAACAGCCCUCACAGUCGGGCUCUGGAAGAACUCCACAGAGAUCACAAGUCCAACCUGAGUCCAGUGAGGGUGAGCAACACUCAGUUGUCUCACAGAGACAUUCUAGAUCUGGACAGCGUCAUUCAGGACAUCAACAGAGAGAGUCAGUUCAUGGACAACGUGGAACACCACAAGGCCCUGUUCAGGACAGCAGUAGACAGCCUCAGUCCAUCCAUCAACAACCCUCACAGUCGGGCUCUGGAAGAACUCCACAGAGAUCUCAAGUCCAACCUGAAUCCAGUGAGGGUGAGCAACAUUCAGUAGUUUCACAGAGACAUUCUAGAUCUGGUCAGCGUCAUUCAGGACAUCAACAGAGAGAGUCAGUUCAUGGACAACAUGGCACACAACAAGGGCCUGUUCAGGACAGCAGUAGACAGCCUCAGUCCAGCCAUCAACAGCCCUCACAGUCAGGCUCUGCAAGAAAUCCAAGGAGAUCACCAGUGCAAACUGAGUCCAGUGAGGAUGAGGAACACUCAGUCAUCUCACAGAGACAAUCAGGAUCUGGUCAGAGUCAUGCAGGACGUCAACAGAGAGAGUCAGUUCAUGGGCAACAUGGCACACCACAAGGGCCUGUUCAGGACAGCAGUAGACAGCCUCAAUCCAGCCAUCAACAGCCCGCACUAUCAGGCUCUGGUAGAUCAUCAAGGCGAUCACCAGUCCAACCUGAGUCCAGUGAGGGUGAGCAACACUCAGUUGUCUCACAGAGACAUUCUAGAUCUGAGGCGGGUCAUGGACAGCAUGGAUCUGGUCAGAGUCAUGCAGGACGUCAACAGAGGGAGUCAGUUCAUAGGCAACAUGGCACACCACAAGGGCCUGUUCAGGACAGUAGUAGACAGCCUCAGUCCUGCCAUCAACAACCCUCACAGUCAGGCUCUGGUAGAACUCCACAGAGAUCACCAGUCCAACCUGAGUCCAGUGAGGGUGAGCAACACUCAAUUGUCUCACAGAGACAUUCUAGAUCUGGUCAACAAUCAGGAUCUGGUCAGAGUCAUGCAGGACGUCAACAGAGGGAGUCAGUUCAUGGACAACAUGGCACACCACAAGGGCCUGUUCAGGACAGCAGCAGACAGCCUCAGUCCAGCCAUCAACAACCCUCACAGUUGGGCUCUGGAAGAACUCCACAGAGAUCACAAGUCCAACCUGAGUCCAGUGAGGGUGAGCAACAUUCAGUAGUUUCACAGAGACAUUCUAGAUCUGGUCAGCAUCAUUCAGGACAUCAACAGAGAGAGUCAGUUCAUGGACAACAUGGCACACCACAAGGGCCUGUUCAGGACAGCAGUAGACAGCCUCAGUCCAGCCAUCAACAGCCCUCACAGUCAGGCUCUGGAAGAAAUCCAAGGAGAUCACCAGUGGAAACUGAGUCCAGUGAGGAUGAGGAACACUCAGUCGUCUCACAGAGACAAUCAGGAUCUGGUCAGAGUCAUGGAUCUGGACAGCGUCAUUCAGGACAUCAACAGAGAGAGUCAGUUCAUGGACAACAUGGCACACCACAAGGGCCUGUUCAGGACAGCAGUAGACAGCCUCAAUCCAGCCAUCAACAGCCCGCACAAUCAGGCUCUGGUAGAUCAUCAAGGCGAUCACCAGUCCAACCUGAGUCCAGUGAGGAGAGUCAGUUCAUGGGCAACAUGGCAUACCACAAGAGCCUGUUCAGGACAGCAGUAGACAGCCUCAAUCCAGCCAUCAACAGCCCGCACUAUCAGGCUCUGGUAGAUCAUCAAGGCGAUCACCAGUCCAACCUGAGUCCAGUGAGGGACGUCAACAGAGAGAGUCAGUUCAUGGGCAACAUGGCACACCACAAGGGCCUGUUCAGGACAGCAGUAGACAGCCUCAGUCCAGCCAUCAACAACCCUCACAGUCAGGCUCUGGUAGAACUCCACAGAGAUCACCAGUCCAACCUGAGUCCAGUGAGGGUGAGCAACACUCAGUUGUCUCACCGAGACAUUCUAGAUCUGGACAGCGUCAUUCAGGACAUCAACAGAGAGAGUCAGUUCAUGGACAACAUGGAACACCACAAGGGCCUGUUCAGGACAGCAGUAGACAGCCUCAGUCCAGCCAUCAACAACCCUCACAGUCGGGCUCUGGAAGAACUCCACAGAGAUCACGAGUCCAACCUGAGUCCAGUGAGGGACAGCAGUAGACAGCCUCAACCCUGGAGGCAUGGAAGCUAUGGCCGUGAAGACUACGACUAUGGGCAGUCAGGGUAUGGACCUUCUAGAGACAGGAGAAAUAGUAGCCAUUCUAGUCCUUUGAGUUCAACACAUUCGUCCACAAAUAUGCAAGUCUCAAGAUAUGCACAGUCUUUUUCUCUUUCUGAUCACAUAUCAUCCAAAGAGGAAGGAAUCAGAGGGCCAGUUUUUAAAUACAGAGGGUCAGAAACAAUUCGGCAGUCAUUUGAUUAUUAAAAUCUUACUGAAUUCAGUACAGUUAGUAUUUCAAUGACAGAUAUUCUAAAUAUGCAUAUAGUAAUAAAGGAAAGUAACAAAUUACUGUAAGCCACACGUGUCCAGUCUGGUUUUGAUGAUAGUGAAUAUAUAUUAUUUCAGAAACAUUAUAAAUCCCAUUCAAUUGGAAUCAGUCUGGAUUCAUCCCUUAAAAAAAAGCAAGUAUAUAGCCAUAAUCAAUCAAUUGAUAGCUACAGCAACAACAGAAAACAUAGAUCUUCUUCCAGUAACUCUUUUCCCAGCCUAUACUGUAAUGGAAAUAAAGAGUGUAUAUGUAUAUAUUUACGAAGUGCAACCAUAUUGGGUGAGGUAAGGCAAGGACCGGAUCCAGCAGGGACCAUCAGAAAAUAUAAUCAAUGUAUAGAUGACACAAAGAAAAGAACCAGAGUUAACCAUGAAAUAGGGGAAAUGAACUCAGGUUCUGUCUACUUAUUUAGCAGCACUCCACUAUAUGCAUAUGUCCAAGAACCGAGAUCCUUUUACUUUGUAUGA